Sander lucioperca (pikeperch) is the source of this 2403-nucleotide messenger RNA. RefSeq names its product mannan-binding lectin serine peptidase 2 (gene masp2). The coding region runs from base 81 to 980 and encodes 299 amino acids. Lineage: Eukaryota; Metazoa; Chordata; Actinopteri; Perciformes; Percidae. The record is from RefSeq and is a predicted model, not a curated record. The transcript has 6 exons. Gene Ontology annotation, molecular function: serine-type endopeptidase activity; calcium ion binding.
CCUGGGUUCAUUUACCCUCAGAUCACUGAGGGUGAACCGUUCCAAAACACGCAAAUAUAUCUGGGGACUGUAAAGCCAACAUGACCAGUGGGUGCUGUGUAUUUGUCCUAUUUUCCCUCCUCCAUGUCUCGCUGAGUGUGGUAAUGACAGGGUUAUAUGGCAGCUUCACCUCCCCUAACUUCCCCCAGCCAUACCCUGACAACCAGCUCGUAGUGUGGAACAUCACUGUCCCAGAUGGCCACAGGGUCAAACUCUACUUCAGCCAUUUCAGCAUGGAACCCUCAAACCAGUGUGAAUAUGACUACAUCCAGGUUUUGACAGAGGGGAAUGAAACCUUGCGGUUCUGCGGUGAGGAAGAGAAGAACUAUGAAAGCACCCCAAGGAACACCAUCAUCCUUUCAGCCGGAAACCUCAUGUCAGUGGUCUUUAGGAGUGACUACUCUAACGAGGGCCGAUUCACGGGCUUCCAAGCAUUUUACACCUCAGAAGACAUCAACGAGUGUCUGUCCAAGAUAGAUGGGGAAAGAGUGUGUGAUCAUUUUUGCCACAAUUACAUCGGUGGAUAUUACUGCACGUGCAGACAAGGGUACCUUCUCCAUGACAACAAAAGAUCCUGCACAGUACCAUGCCACAGUCAAGUGUUGACCUCACUCUCAGGGGUUCUGACCAGUCCGGGCUACCCGGGUCCCUACCCUCCAAUGAGUCAAUGUGACCACACCAUCCGUCUGCCGGAGGGCUACAGAAUAAUCUUGGACUUCCUGGAACCCUUUGACGUAGAGGGACACUCGGAUGUCCCUUGUCCGUACGACAUGUUGAAGAUUUCAACAGCUGGACAAGAUUAUGGACCCUUCUGUGGAUCAAUGCCACCGCAUCGCAUUGACACAGGAAGUUACCAAGUGCAUGUUGCGUUCAGAUCCGACCCUAGUGGGAAAAACAAGGGAUGGAAGAUCAAGUAUACCAGUGUCAAGGCUGAAUCCUGAUGGCUUGUUGACAUGAACAAUUUAUGUGUUUAUACGCUAUGUGAAAAUUUGGCACAGUGACUUUAUGGCAACUUAACACAACCAUAAUGUUUGCGGUGAAGCUUGGAUGUUGUGUUUGUGUUAUCAGAAGCAUUAUCCUUACGAUACUUUAUAUGACAUUGUGACAAUGGUGCUACAAACAUUUCAAGCAAUUUUAUUGAUUGCAUCUAAUUUCUAAUCUAAUUGUCAUUGUUUUAUUUCUUUGUUUGGUGAGAUGAUGCCAUAAUCUCAAUAGCACAAUCCUCUUUUAACCACUUUUGCAUGGGGCGUUUUAUUGUUUUGUUACUUGACAUGCAAAUUAAGGAAGACUCAAAAGACACUUUGACUAAUGAAUAUAUAUAUAUAUAUAAGAUAAGAAAAAGUUCAUUAAAAUACUGUUAAUACUGUAAUACCAUAACAUACAACCUGAAGCCACAUGUGAUCAGACAAGCAUUUUAAUAAAACAAGAGUGAGUAUUCCUCACUCUUAGUAGUACUGUUCUGCUCUUUUCCAGCUAAAGACAAAAACACAUUUUAAUGCUCUGGUAGAAAUAACAAAUCAAUUCCGUGCAGUAUUCUGGAAGUCAGUCAGUUGGGUCUGAGAAAGCGGUGCAUCGUAGUCGUUUAACCUUCAUACAUUAUGCAGCUCUACCGCUCUAUCAAAACAGUCAUUAUAGGGUUCUUCAGUCCCAUGAAAUAGCCUCUUAUUUGACACUUUUGCAUUCACUCGUUAACAUUUCCUCCAUCUGUGGACCACAAGUGGGGCAAAAGAGCACGCCUGAAUGUGAGAAAGAAACACACUUGUUGAUUUAUGUUUAUGUUUGAUUUUUUUUUAAACCUCAUUAUGCUAACUUUAACUGAACUGUUAUGCUGCUACGUACUUUGUAUUUUGAAGGCCACCACAACUCGGCAAGGCAAGGUAUGUACUGAACCAUGCAUCACCUUGACAUUUGCAACCCAACAGAAUAACAAGGCCUUAGGUGAAGAUGUGUUCUCUGAAAGUCAUCUGAAAACAUGGGAUAAGGUUUGUUCUUCAGCAUGAAAUGCCCAGACAGUCCUCAGGGCAACUGGGUACUUAAAGAGCAAACUUGCAGUUGUUACUUGAGCACUGUUUACUCAUAAUCUAAUCCACCAAGACAGUGUAACACAUGUGCAACUGACUGCUCCCAUACCCCACUCGAUUCCAACUGUUCAGCCUAGUCAGAGCCAUUUCCACAGGAAUUACGCACACCAUGAAACCCAUUAGCCAACAGUUGGAAAAUAUCUAGCAGCAGCAUGCAGCCUGUAGGCUUAUAGCUAACAUGCCCAUCACUGUUUUGUUGACAACCCUAUGUCGUGCUAGCCUGACAAGCCAGACCCACAUCAAGAUGUUGGGUCUGGGAACUCACCAUUGACAGGGCUCAAUC